CACAAAAUACAUCCGGGACCUCUUCACAAAUUUACAGAAACUUUCUGCAUAUUUUACUAUUUUUAUUCAUUUAUCCGCAAAUUGACUUAAUUUUGCAAUCGAUUAACUAUAAAACAUUGUCUAGAGACUUAUUUCGGAAAGUAUAGAAGUAAUUGCAAUAUUAGAUAGAGAGUCAUCCUCGUUAGUGUAUUUCUAAAUUUUCUCGAUUUUUCACGGCCAAUCAAAAAUCAACAAAAGCAGGGCAAUUUUGUAACAAAGAUGUCAAAUCCGUUCGCAUUUCUUGGACUCAAUAUUGGAUCUCAAGCAGGAGGUCAAAUGAUGCCCCCUGGUUCAAUGCCUCCAGGAGGAAUGCCACCUGGGAUGGCCCCAAUACCUCCUCCACAGCCAAGGAUGAUGGGACAUGACCCACUUCAGAAUAAUGCACCAUUGCAGUUCAACAUGAAUAAGGGGAAGCCCCCAAUGCCAGUGAUGGGUCAGAGUGGAGAAGUGAUGCCAAAUCAGGAUGGUGAUCAAAGGCAACAUGAUGACCGGGGUGGCGGAAUGGCUCCACAAGGAAACGGUGGAAUGGGUCCCGGAGAUGGAAUGGGUCCUGGAGGUGGACCUGGUCCUAAUAAUAUGCAGAGUCCAGAUAACAAUAUGAUGGGACAUCCAGGCAAUAACAUGAUGAAUCAAGGCAUGCAAGGUAUGGGUAACAACAUGAUGGGCUCCAUGAUGGGUGGUAUGCCCCCAGUGAAUGGAGAUCCCAAUCAGAUGAUAAUGAUGAAUGCAAUGGGAUACAAUCAGUUUGGUGGCAACAUGAUGCCCAUGCCUGAGCCCCCCAGAGAACCCAUUCAUUUCAAGACAUUCACAUUGCUGCCCCCGCCACAAGGGGCCCCCAGACCCUCUACCCGAGAGAGACCCCCUGGCUGUCGCACAAUCUUCGUUGGAGGCAUCCCGGACAACACAACAGAAGACAUGAUUCGGGAAAUGUUUUGUAACUGUGGAGAAAUUUAUAGUAUACGACUCAGCACAAAGAAUUUCGCACAUAUCAGAUUUGACUCCGAGGAUGCUGUGGACAAGUCCUUGUAUCUUUCUGGGUAUCGUAUGCAGAUAGAAAACAAAACAGAUAAGGCAAACUCUGGAAGAAUCCACGUUGACUUUGCGCAAGCUCGUGACGAUCUUUACGAGUGGGAAUGCCAACAGAGGGCUCUGAUGAGAGAACAGCGUCAUCGCCAGCGAGUCGAAGAGGACAGACUCCGCCCUCCAAGCCCGCCACCUAUUAUACAUUUCUCAGAUCAUGAAGCUAGUAUCCUCUCAGAAAAACUAAAAGGAGACGAAACAUUCAUGUCUGCCACACAAGCAUUGGUUGCUUGGCUAGAACGGGGAGAUUGUAAUAAACGUAACGCCAACACUUUCUACAGUAUGGUACAAAGCGUCAACUCACACAUUAGACGGCUCCUCAAUGAAAAGCAGAACCAGGAAGCGGAACUCAUUGAAAUCAAAGAGAAACAUCGAAAUAGGAUGCAGGGCAUUCUCAGACAAUUUGAGCAGAUAGACAGUGUCUUCAUAACAGCCUGCAAACAGAAAGCCUGGGACCAUUUCUCAAAGGCUCAAAGGAAAAAUCUAGAUGCAUGGGCCAAGCAAGCAAAAGAGACAUUGAAAUCGCAACAAGAGAAUGUGUUCGCAGAGAGACAGGAUGAUGAUAUGGAACUGUCCGACUCAGAGAAUGAUGCUCCCGCUACCAAAAAAUCUAAACUGGGAUACGAUCCAAAUCUAGUUGAAGUGAACAGAUUACGAGAUGAGAACGAGAGUCUCAAAUGUCAGAUUGAGGCUUACAAAAAUGAAGUUGAGCUACUCAAGCACGACUCUAAGACAGAUGACCAGUUGAAGGAUAAACAAAUGAAGAGCCUUCAACAAGCCCUCCAGGGCAUGCAACAGCAAUUGAUCUCUCAAAAGUCUGAAAUGAAAAGAGACGAGGAAGAGUUAAAGAGACUCCGCAUUGAGAUGCAAAUGGAAAAGCAAGCAAAAAAAGUAGAGGGCAGCACUAGUAGCAGUGGCGAUAGUUCAGAGUCAGAUGCCGUCACAAAAGCAGAUUCUAGUCUCACUUCAACGACAGCUAUGAGUGAUAAAGAAGGGCGACUCAUAGGACUGAUAUCAACAUUUUUACACGUUCAUCCCUUUGGUGCUAGCGUUGACUAUAUAUGGUCAUUUUUGAACCGUGUCGACAUUACCCUACGAUCAAGUGAGAUAGAGGAUCUUUUGGAAAAAUUACCGAACGUUUUCCGGCAAGAUUUACAUGGAGUUGGAGCAUCUAUUGAAAAACGUUGGAAGUUUGUUGGAUUUGAAGGGUGAAUCACCAUGGUGAAAACUAUCAAUGGAUGUGGCUGGAAAAAUGUGAAAAAUGAUGGACAUUUUUGCUACAUGUAGCCAAUAACAACUGGUUUUGGGAAUACACUACAACUACACAAUAUAUUUCCCACUCGUGUAUUUCCAAUAUAAAGGCUGUGGCAUAUACGAGGGAUGAUCAAUAAAUUUCACAAGUGACUAUCUCAGACAAUAUUUAGAGUCAUGUGGAAAUUAAGUACAGAUUGAUUAUACCGUGGAAAAUGUAAUAUCCCAGAAUAAUACUUAGUUACUUUGAAAGUUUUCUGGUAUUGAGCUGUAACUAAACAUCCAGGAGGAGCAUAUGGGAAUCAAAACAAGGACACUUGAGACACCUGAACUGAGAACAGUUGGUAGUCGGCAUAAACACAAGCUUUUUAGAAGCAGAAAUGUAUUAAGUUUAAGUUUAAUUUUAUAUGUAUUGAAUCUAAUGCACCACAGGUUUCAAUGCCAAAAUUGAUAUAUUAUCGCUCAAGGAAAUGGUAGCUACAAAGCAGUCUCAGUUGAAUUGACUCUUCGCUUUAUCAAUUUACAACCAAUCACAUGGACACUGAGCAUGCUGAGUGGAGACUCCCAGAGUGCAUUUUUUUAACCAAUUUAACCUCUUGAAUCCCAGGCUCUAAAAUCAGUUGAAACCAUAGAAUUUUUCAUUUUUGCCACUUUUUGACAUUUUACCUAUUUUUUAUUAACUAUACAGCUUUAGAUGCUCA
This is a messenger RNA of Owenia fusiformis, 3071 nucleotides long. Lineage: Eukaryota; Metazoa; Annelida; Polychaeta; Sabellida; Oweniidae. The record is from the annotation of a GenBank genome assembly.